CACGUUUCUGAUUCUCCUUUAAUUUGUUUUUGCUUCCCAUGUCGUCGGCCAGUGCUAAGCUGCAGAAACUACAGCUGAAGGUCAAAAAGAAGCUUCAAGAAUUGAUCCCUGAGAUCCUUUCCGGAUACUUAUCACAGCAAGAGUUGAUUACUGGCAAGCUUCUUCAAUCGACCAUCGACCUACCUGACCUACCUGUAUCCCUUUCCUGAUUAUGCUGAGGCCGAGAUACUCAUCGACUGAAUCGCGAAGAAUUCAAUGAGCUUCUCGCCUUCUCUUCUCGCCGUGGGCACUGGGAAGAGGCUCUUGGCCUACUUCGCCGCGCGCCACUCCUCGACGUCUCCCCCGAUGUCGCCAGCUACACCUCGGCCAUCGCUGCAUGUGCGAAGGCUAAGGGCCCGACCCAUGGGCCUGGCGUACCCACGGCCGCGGCCCGGUGGCCGCUGGCGCUGAGGCUCCUGCGCGGCAUGCUGGCGCUGAGGGCCACGCCCAACGUCUUUUCAUAUGGCGCAGCCAUCAGCGCCACUGCGAGUGCGGCCGAAUGGAAGCUUGCCAUGGAGCUCAUCCAAGAAUUGUCCCACUCACGCAUUCAACCCUCGGUGAUUUGCUGCAACGCCCUUUUGACGGCCUAUGCGAAUAGCACACUUUGGGAACGUGCUUUGCAUCUCUUUCUUCACAUGGAGAAGGAGCUGCGGGCCGAUGAUGUCAGCCUAGGCGCGGCCAUUGCAGCUUGCAGUGACUUCAGCACUUGGCCAUGGGCCCUUUCGUUGCUGUUCUCCCAACUGCGGGGCCGGCGGGGCGUUUCGGCUGUUCUCCGAGACGACCGGCCGAACGCGGUGGCCAUCAAUGCAGCUUUGCGCAGUUGUGAGAUCUCAACGGCAUGGGCAUCAGCGAUGGGAGUUCAUGCGGAGUUCGGGGAGUUCAGCUUGAGAGCCGAGGAACACAUCACCCGAGCACGUCACAUGAUGGCCAUUUGUGGCCGAGCUGGUCGAUGGGAAUGGGCCUUAUUCUUCUUUGACAGGGCGAUGAAGUAUGGUGCAAGCGAGACGUCCUACAACACCGCUAUCACGGCUUGUGAGAGAAGUGGGGCAUGGCAACAAGCAUUGAGUCUCUUUGACCAGAUGUGCUCAAAUCGCCUGGCAAGUACCAGAAGCUAUGGCUCCAUCAUCAAUGCCUUCCAGAGUUCGGCCCAGUGGCGUUUGGCAGUGCAGCUUUUGCAUCAGAUGUGGAUCGACCGCACGGAAUGGAACACCGUGACGUGCAAUGCUGCGCUGAGCAGCUGCGAAAAGGCAGGUGAGCGAAAGAUGGCACUCUUCUUGCUGCAGUCAAUGACAAGGCAGUCAGUGCAAGCAGAUGAGAUCACUUACAAUGCUGCCAUCAGCGCCUGUGAGAGAACCGAUCGAUGGGACCUGGCGCUUCAUCUGCUGGCGGAGAUGCAAUCAAAUUCGCUGCCUCCCAGUGAUACUAGCUUGACUGCUGCGAUCAGUGCCUGUAAAACUCCUGGAGAAUGGGAGCGCGCUUUACGACUCAUGGCUGGGUUCCUUCGCAGGGAUAGAUUGAUGGUACAAGUUCCAUUGCCUCACAGUCUGUUUCACAGCUCUAGAAUUGCAUCAUCGCUAGGCAUGCAGCAAGCACCUUCUACCAUCAGUACGAAUGCGCUCCUGUUCUGCCUUGCUCACGCAUCUCAGUGGGAACUGAGCUUUUCCACGAUCCUUUCGUACCAAGCGCAAAGAGACCACCUGUCGUACCAAGCUUUGAUCGCAGCUUGCCGUGCUGCUAUGAAAUGGCAAUAUGGGCUUGCGCUUUGUGAAAGCAUGCCGCAGGUUGCACAGGACUUGAGUGUGUGCAGAGCAUCGCCUGAGCGGUCCCUCAGAGACGACUGGCAGCAUUUGGCCUUCGGCACAGUGGUGCGAAGAGACCAGAUGAUACCAUCUUCAAGAUACUUCGGGCACCCGGAUCCUUGCAGAAGAAACAUCAGCGGAGCAUGGAAAGAGCAUCGGAAGCAUUCAGUCAACCUGUGACUUUAGUCAUGACCCAUAUGACCGUAUGCAUGUAAUUACU
Messenger RNA from Durusdinium trenchii, 2058 nucleotides. The record is from the annotation of a GenBank genome assembly. Lineage: Eukaryota; Dinophyceae; Suessiales; Symbiodiniaceae.